AUGCGUUCUACUACCGUUGCUAUGGCUCUUUUGAGCACCGUUGUCGCCGCCGACACCGUGACCACGAUCUGGCUUCCGGGAUUCGACCAGCAACCGCUUGUUGCUUCUAUUAUUGGUGGUGACGCCACGGCGACCACAUACUCGAUCGCAUGUGCCGCCGGCACAGAUCCCACCGACUGCGGCGUCGCUACUGGCUUCACCAUGAUCGAAGGACCCAAGACCAUGUCUCUUGAGAUGGUUGACGGCGAUAAGUCUCUUGCCUACGCCGACCUCCACUGCGACAUCGACGCCAGCGCUUCCCAAGCCGCUUGCACCGAGACCAUCGGCGGCUCCUACGCAAACUACCAGGGCGUAACAACCACCACUUUUACUUCUGACGACUUCGAAUCCGGCUGGAUGCCCGUGACCAUCACCGCCGGCUCUGUCACUGGUGGCGCCGCCGCCACAACCGGUGCUUCGGCGACUGAAUCCACUGCUUCUGCGACUACAAAGGCUGCUGCUAGCGCUGCUACCACUGCUGCUUCGACUGCUGCUUCAACCGGCUCUGCAGCCUCUACUUCCUCUGGUUUGUCGACUGUGGCUAGCUCCUCUUCGUCAUCUACGGGUACCGCAUCGGCCAAGGCUACGUCCUCCGUUGCGAGCACGGGUGGUAUGCCACAGAUCACUGGUAAUGCGCAGUGGGCCAUGGGCGGUGUUGCUGUUGCUGUGGCGCUUGCUGCUUUGUAA
Talaromyces amestolkiae is the source of this 726-nucleotide messenger RNA. RefSeq lists its product as uncharacterized. The record is from RefSeq and is a predicted model, not a curated record. The coding region runs from base 1 to 726 and encodes 241 amino acids. Lineage: Eukaryota; Fungi; Ascomycota; Eurotiomycetes; Eurotiales; Trichocomaceae. The transcript is spliced from 3 exons.